AUGCCGUACCCCUGGAUGGACUUCCUGGUCACCAAUACUUCCAGAAAUCAAACCACUACUUUGUGGUACGACGGAUUUGUCGCUGCGACCGAAGGCGUCUUGUCGAACGACCAAGGAAUGACGAUACUGGAAAUCGCUUCAAUCGAGCUCGGUGUAACAACAACUGAUAUUCCAUACGCUUGUCUCAGCCCAACUGCCAGCGCUUGCCGUCCAAAUCCCCCAGAUCUCCAGAAAACAAAAACCAGUCGCAGAGUCUCAGUCGCAGAGCAAAGCGCCGUUGAUGCGGCGGCAAAAUUUUCAAAGGCGCGAUAUGACAUCGAGAACUGGCCGGACCGAAGGGAAUCCAGGCAGGUCUCGUUGAGUCUCGCCGCACUUGCAAUCGCGCUGGGCCUGCACUGGAUCUCUGGGCUGCGAUUUGAGCAGCGCAGAAUGCCGCACACCUGGGGUGGCCAGGCAAGUUGUCGGAGUUCGCAGAUGCCAGCCAAUGCCGGCUAUGACGCGAGUGACCAACGAUUAUCAGAGGAUCAGCCAGACCGUUAA
Molecule: messenger RNA, 540 nt
Organism: Fonsecaea erecta
Lineage: Eukaryota; Fungi; Ascomycota; Eurotiomycetes; Chaetothyriales; Herpotrichiellaceae
Exons: 2
Coding region: 1-540 (179 amino acids)
Source: RefSeq, a predicted model, not a curated record